AGACAAGUUUCAUUCAAGUUUGUUAGUUGUUUGACAGUUGGGCUUGGCAAUUAUGCCCACAAGGGGGAAUCCCACGCUAUCUUUUCUUUUCUUCUUCAUUUUUUGUUGUUGCUGUGUUUUUCCAACGUGUACAAUGCGUCAAGUGGGAGUUCCCGUGUGGUUAUUUCAGCUAAGACCCGUACACGGUCAGUAUAGACCAUCAUUCUGGAUUAGUGACUAGUCGGCUGCAUAUUCUGAUUCAUUCAUAUUUUCUUUACACGGGCAAAAGCUAAACGAGACGAGAGACAAAAACAAAAAAACGUUAAAGCAAGUCAAUAUUGAUGUAUGGAAGAGUAAAAGUAAGAACCUUGUCAGAAAAUCGCAGCUGUUACCAGAAGCGAAGAUGAAACUCCUGUUAUUGGUCAUCUUUUUCUCGGGCUCGCAAGGUGCGGCUGGCUCGAAUAUCUCUGGCCUUCUGAAACCCAAACAUGCUCAGGACAACACAGGAGUGCAGAUGAAUGACAGUGGCAUCCUUGGGCAAGCCCGGAUUAACCCGCCAGUGGACUUGGGAAGCUGCUAUACCGAUGAAGACCUCUAUCCAGAAGUAGAGGGCAUCGUGGGAGAGUCUUACAGCCUCGCAUGCCCCCUGACAUCUGAUUUGCCUCUGCUUCCCAACAUCACCUGGAAGAAGAACUGCACAUCAGAAUUGGGCACUUUUAACAGACUGGUCUUUGAAAGUCUUACGACAGCUGACACUGGAUAUUACACCUGCACAUGGUCCUUAAUGAAUGGAACACAGGUGUACAACAUGUCUGGAACCAGGAAGCUGACGGUAGAGGAGGCUGAUGUUGAGCUUGAUCCUAAGAUUAUUCAGCCCCAGGACAAUGCAGUAAUAAAGGUGGAUUUGGGGGAAGAAGUCACAGUCCUAUGCAUUGCCAUGUUUCAUUCUAAGCCAGAAUUUUCUAAUCUAGUCUGGAUGAAGGGGAACUCUUUUGUAAACGAGGAUCCAAGCAUCUUUGUUAACAACUCUGGAGAGCAGCAGAAGGCGGAGAAAUACCAAAUACUGUCGAUGCUAGUGUUCAGACGUGUGUCCCCAGAACACCUCAACACUAAGUAUACCUGCAAAUUAGAAUCACCUUAUCUAGAGAGAAACAAUGUGUCCUUCACCCUGUCACAGAGAGGUGUUGCUCCAUCUCCUUUCCUGUGGUUGGGGCUUCUGGCGAUGUUUACUGUCAUAGCAUCAGUGUCUGCAGUCAUCUAUGUGGUGCUCAGAAUAGACAUUGUGCUGUUUCUCCGGGAAGUCAGGGGUGCCUCCUCCGCUCUUUCAGAUGGAAAGCAGUAUGACGCCUACAUCAUGUAUUACAAGGCAGCCAGCGAAGAGGCCCUGACGGAGGAGGAGCAGAGACUGAUCCCCCACAUCCUGGAGACUGAAUUUGGCUACCGGUUGUGCCUGUAUGAGCGAGACAUCCUCCCAGGCAGAGCGGUGCCAGAGGCAGUGCUGGAGCACAUUGAGCAGAGUCGGAGGCUGGUGCUGCUCCCAGGCACUGCAGAGGCGGAGCAGGAGAGCUGGGUGACGGGUGGGGUCGGGGCCGGAGAUGGAGACGAGCAGGGUCUGCUGAGCGGGCUCCACGCGGCGCUGGUGGAUCGACAGACCAGGCUGGUCCUGGUGGAGAGGGCCCCACGGGGCAAGUCGGGCUCCCUGCCCAAGCCUCUCCAAAUGCUGGUCCGCUCCGGAGGCUCUGUAGCCUGGAGGGGAGACCGCUCCGCGCCCCUCUCCUCCCGCUUCUGGAAGAAACUGCGCUACUACAUGCCUGCAGGGAAGAGCCACAAGCACAGGGCAGAAAUGACUGCACUGUGAAGGAAAGGAGAGGAGAGGGGGAGCAGAGCACUGUGAGGAAAUGCCUGAAAGAGAAUAGAAUGUCAGCUCUGUGAAGUAUUUGCUUUGGUUGCUCGCCGAUGGUUCUGUUUUUUUUUCUAAAUAGCACAUUCCAAAUUAUUUUAUGCCAGUUAUGCUGCUUUCACGUGACAAGAAUCAAAUGCUGCAUUCAACAACAAGUAAGGCAGUGACUACAGGUGGGAAGAAUCUAGAAGAAGAAGCCAGUUGUUCAAACUUGUUGUCAUCCAUCCAGGAAGCCAUUGGUGCGUAAAACUGUAACAAGCUGCAACAAUAAAAAAAACAAUGUGAUAGUCGUAGGCUGUUUGCGGUUAUAAAAGGCUAAAUUGUGUACUCGCUUUGUGAAUCCAAAAAUACUGGCUUUAUCCCAAGAUGUCAAGAAACUUACCAGGCUAAAUCAGGUAGCCAUGUUGCCUAUGUCAAGCGGCUCUGCCUGGGCUCUGUGCUGCUAAGAGUGUAACCUGCAUCUGCGUGCUUCAUACAAAGCUGUGAUGUGAUUUGACAUGUUAGGAAAGGUUAGCUUCAAACAAGGUCAAAAUGUAAAUGAUGGCUCUCAACUUUACUUUAUUUUGAGCUGUAUGCUUAGCCUAGCAUUAUAAUUAAUGCUUAUAAUUGAUUUUUAUAUUGCAAAUUAUAAGCUGACCAGCGCCUACUGUUAGUGGAUAGUAGACCGCAGCCUGUAGUGUAGUGGUUUAGGUAAAUGACUGGGACCCGCAAGGUCAGAGGUUUGAUUCCCGGUGUGGCCACAAUAAGAUCCGCACAGCCGUUGGGCCCUUGAGCAAGGCCCUUAACCCUGCAUUGCUCCAGGGAAGGUUUGUCUCGUACUUAGUCUAAUCAACUAUGUGUCACCCUGUAUAAGAGCCAUUAAUGUAAUGUAUUAUGAAGGUGUUUAGGUUGUUAAUAACAUGGUCUAAGGUACAGUGGCUUCAGAAAAUAUUCAGACCCCUUCACUUUUUGCACACUUUAUUGUGUGGAUUUUAUUUUGAAAUAAAAUAGCCCAUCAAUCUACAUUCAAUAACCCAUAAUGACAAAAUGAAUUAAAACAUUUUCUAAAUUUUAGCAAAUGUAUUAAAAAUCUAAAACUGGAAUCUCAAGUAUUUAGACCCUUAAUUGAUUUGGGCAGUUUAUCCCAUUCUAGGAAGAGUCCUGGUGGUUCCAUACUUCACAAUUAUUGAAGCCACUGUGCUCCUGGGAACUCUUCAGAAAUGCUUUAUGCACAAUGUGCAAAAUGGUUUUAUAACCUUGUCCUGAUCUAUGCUUCACCACAAUUGUAUUAGAGUUCCUCAAACUUCAUGGCUUGGUUUUUGUCCUGACAUGCAAUGUGAGUCGGACAUUAUCUACACAGGGGUGUACCUUUCUGAACUAUGUCUAAGCAAUGAAAUUGCCACAGGUGGACUCUAAUCAAGUUCUAGACACAUCCCACUGAUAAUUCAAUCAAACAGGAUGCACCUCACCAUAAUUUGUUGGUCCACAGCAAAGGGUCUUAGCUGACCCUUUGCUGAAUGCUUAUGUAAAUGAGAGAUUUCAGUUUUUGAUUUGUCAUUAUGGGUGAUUAAGUGUAGACUGAUGGACAAAAAUGGCAAUUUUAUCAGAUUAAAAUUAAAUGAGAAAACAGUGAAGGGGUCUGAAUAUUUUUUGAAGCCACUGUAACUAAUGUUUAUCAUUGUAUUGAUUUGAGAUUAACUGGGCUGACAUUAACCAGGACAGCUUAUGAGAAUAAAAACUGUAUAUGUGCAUAAUGCGAGUGCGUUUACAGUAUGUGUGAACUUGAGUGUUAUUUUUACGUUGGAAUAUGUGUGUGCUCAAGUGCAUUGUGUGACUGUGUGGAGGUCAAAGUCAGAUACCCUUGCUGAAGGUUGCCUGGAUCAGCAAACAGAAAAGUGUUUAUUCUGUUAGAGCGAUGGCGAGGAUGUUGUGGUGGAUGAGUGAGUGAUUCACACCCGUCACAGGGCUGUAGUGUGAUUAGUACUGUUGUGAGAGGAGGACAUUCUGCUGAAAAACACAUAACCCGCCUCUCACCGCCACGCUUCAUGCUCGUUGGGGCCAAGUACUUUUUUCACCCUCACACCUCCACCCUCACCUGCAACUACCACCGCUCUGGCAUCCAGAAGCCUGCUUUUGUAAAGGGCAAGGAAGGCCUGUCUAUCUCUCUCUUAGCCUCACAAUACAGUUUUUGAGAUUUGAGCUCUAUGUGUGAUCUACUGUAUAUUUAAGGUCAGAUAUAAAGUUGUUCUAAAGUGCAGAAUGUUAUCAACUCCAAAGUUGUGAAUUUUAUUAUAUUGUAAUAACAUUGUACUUUAUUGUUAUAGAGAGAGUGUUAUAUACUGUAUAUCUGCAGAAAUGUUGGUCAUGUUAUAGUUAGAAAACGAACUAUAACAUGGUAUAGAAGACAAUUAACUCUUGCCAUUUUCUUUACUUACUUUAUGACGCUGUGUAUUAAAACAUCAGCUUGGU
Molecule: messenger RNA, 4327 nt
Organism: Conger conger (European conger)
Lineage: Eukaryota; Metazoa; Chordata; Actinopteri; Anguilliformes; Congridae
Product: interleukin-18 receptor 1-like
Exons: 11
Coding region: 383-1837 (484 amino acids)
Biological process (GO): signal transduction
Source: RefSeq, a predicted model, not a curated record